GGAUUGAUCGGGAAGGGUUCUGAGUUUGUGGCUGGUAUAUCGCUGCGGAGAUAAUCACCCGCCAGCUAUGAGGGGUAAGAUUAAGUCAGCCCCAGCCCCGAGGUCCGAGGAUAAACCGCAUCAACAUAAACAACCACUUAAGCCAGACCAACUGCAGAAGCACAAUUGAUCAUCCAAAAUGUCACGACCCCGACCGUUCACACGACUGCUUGUUGCCAACAGGGGCGAAAUCGCGGUGCACAUCAUCCACGCAGCCCGUGAGCUGUCACCGCCAAUCCAAGUGCUUGCUCUUUACACAGAACAGGAUCGCUCUCACUGCGACCUGGGUCGUCCCGAUCAGGAGGUUUUGGUGGAAUCGCCCACAGCAUAUCUGGACAUUCCGCUGCUGAUCCGUCUCGCGAAAGAGCAUGCCGUCGAAGCCGUGCACCCAGGCUACGGGUUCCUGAGCGAGAGCGCUGACUUCGCCCGCCGCAUGCACGAUGUUGGAGUCACAGUUGUCGGGCCAGGCUGGGAGACGCUGGCGCGGACUGGCGACAAGCUCCAAGCAAAGGAACUUGCUGUCAAGUGCGGUGUGCCUGUCUUGCCAGCCACGCCGACCCCAGCAGCUGACAUCGCCCUGAUCCGGGAUUUCGCACGAGAGGUCCAAUAUCCCGUGAUGAUCAAAGCCGUCGACGGUGGUGGGGGGCGAGGGAUCCGUCUGGUCCGUGACGAUGGUGAGCUGGAGCGUGCCGUCGACGCAGCGAUGGCAGAGUCACCUUCGCGGACGGUUUUCGCAGAGAAGGCCGCAGUGGACGGAUAUCGCCAUAUCGAGGUGCAAGUAGUAGGUGACGGACUCGACGUCUGUCAGCUCGGGGAGCGCGAUUGCAGCGUGCAGCGACGGUUCCAGAAGAUAAUCGAGAUGGCCCCGUCUCUAAUUCUUGACCGAACUCUGGUGCAGCAAGUGCUGGAUGCGGCACUGAGGAUGGCGAAGGCCAUUCGUUACCGUUCGCUAGGAACUGUGGAGUUUCUGGUCAAUGAGAAACAAGGGCAAUUCUACUUUCUUGAAAUCAAUCCACGUCUACAAGUCGAGCAUACCAUUACAGAAGCGAUUCACGGGAUCGACCUCGUCCAGAUACAGCUGCGACUGGCGCAAGGGAACACACUUGCACAGACUGGUCUAGAGCCCACAUCACUGGUAGCUCCUCGUCUGUAUUCCAUGCAGCUACGGCUAUGUGCCGAAGAUCCCCAUGACCGCUUCUCACUCAGCUCCGGCAAAGUGACGGAGUUCAUGUGUCCUGGUGGCAACGGGGUCAGAGUCGAUACCCACGUGAACCCAACUAGUGGGGGACCAGUGACAGUUGGCACCCAGUUCGAUAAUCUACUCGCCAAGAUCAUCGUGACCGCAACCAGCUGGGAUGCUACGGUGCUGAAAGCUCGACGAGUGCUAGCAGACACAAGGAUCAGCGGCAUCCGCACCAAUCUAGAUCUGCUGUGCGGGGUGACCGGCCACGACGACUUUCUGUCGCGCAGAAUCGACAAUCAAUGGCUGGAGUCGCGCCUAACGGAAGUCCUCCACAUGGGGAGCCAUGCGGGAACAGGUCACCGCGAAAAAGCCGAUUCAAAUGCCAAUUUCUCGUCGCUUGUCGGAAACUCAGCGUCGAAUCCACUCCUUCGCGGGGGAGACGCAUGGUCUGUCGUCCUCGAGCCUCUCCACUCUCCCCAGAAGCAACCCCAGGACACGGACGCCCUGCGUCAUCAUCUCCGGUUGACGCGCGUACUCCAGAACGACUUCCCCUCCUCCUUGGCCGCCGAAGUCGAGUACACCACCGCCACCUCGUCAGCAGCAUAUCGCCUCCAGCUCGCAGCCACCACAACUGCAGCGUCCGCCUUGGUCUCGUCUACCCAGCGACGCGGGGACACCCGCAACCCACGACACAUUGUCCUCCCGCUUUCCGGCAGGCUGAUCGAGAUCUUAGUGGCGACCGGCGAUCAGAUAGCCAAAGACCAGGUCGUGGCCUUUGUCAAGCUAAUGAAAAUGGAGGUGGAGAUUCGCAGCCCCCGCGCGGGCCGUGCGCACUGGGUUUAUGAGAUGGAAGACGACGAGGACGAGGUAGCAGAAGGUAUGUUAUUGGUCGAACUGGAGGGUAGCGCGGUGAAAGGGAAAUUGUGACUUCCUUUGCUGCUGGGUAUCGCAGCGCGUGCGGUAGAUGACACCCACAACAUGCAGGUUCUAUA
Messenger RNA from Aspergillus fijiensis CBS 313.89, 2214 nucleotides. Its product is annotated as putative pyruvate carboxylase. Gene Ontology annotation, molecular function: ATP binding; metal ion binding. NCBI's taxonomy places the organism in Eukaryota, Fungi, Ascomycota, Eurotiomycetes, Eurotiales, Aspergillaceae. The transcript has 2 exons. The record is from RefSeq and is a predicted model, not a curated record. The coding region runs from base 179 to 2149 and encodes 656 amino acids.